This is a messenger RNA of Ruditapes philippinarum (Manila clam), 1684 nucleotides long. RefSeq lists its product as uncharacterized. NCBI's taxonomy places the organism in Eukaryota, Metazoa, Mollusca, Bivalvia, Venerida, Veneridae. The coding region runs from base 247 to 828 and encodes 193 amino acids. The transcript is spliced from 2 exons. The record is from RefSeq and is a predicted model, not a curated record.
UUUAGAAGCCUGACAAGUUAUUGAUAUAAAUCAAAUAAAUCUUGAAAAAAAACCUUUUCACUCUGUAGUGUUAAUUUCAUGGCAAUAUUUGAGGAAUUUAUUUGUUUAAGAUAUUAAUGUAACCAGGAAGUACUUAAACUUAUGAAGCUUUGCACAAAAAACAAUUUAAUAGAUUGUGAAAUUACGUUUUAAUACCAUUUACGGAUAUAACAGCUUAUUAAUAUAACAUAAAUACAUCAGAUAAAAAUGAAGGUGACAAUUCUUUUAUGGACAUUGUUACUGGGAGAAAGUACAGGAGAAUUGCUGAUUUCACUUAAUUGGACGAAACUUUAUGCAAAUGAUUCUGCUGAUAUUUUUGGAGAUCAUCACAUGCUCAUUUGUAGUCCUGCUUUUAAUUCAAGUUCAUUCAAAUGGAGCAGGGACACAAGAGAAUGUUUAUCACAAUGCAUGAGUAUGUCAACAAUGUCAUCAAUAUCAUCCGACGACGACUUUAACAAGACCGAUUCGACUCUCCGUGAGGGACCAACAUCACCAGAUGCAGACAAUUGUCCGCCAAUGAAAUCAUCAGGUGAAUGUGACAUUAUUCAACAUGCCACACUUAUAGGUCUAGCUGCGGCUACAAUAUCUGGCUGGAUUGUUUCUUUUCUAACUCUUGUAUAUUUCAUAUGUUGCAAUAGGAGGAGCAGCUCGAAAACAGUGGAUGCUGAAAAUGGAACUCAAUUAGCAAAAAAAGAAGACCAAACUCCUUAUAUUGAUUCUUCGGGAUCUUCUUUUCUUUCGGUUGGGGGAAUAGAACCCGUAUACGAUCAGCUGAGCAUUCACAUAUGAGAUUAGUUGAGCAUCGGUUGGAAGAUCGAAUAUAAGCGAAAGUUUUCCAUAGGCAUGAACUACAAUACAAGGAUAGGGGGUUCAUACAUAAAAAAAUGCGUUUUUUGUCAUUUAUUGGAUGUUCUGCUUAAGUUUUGAAUGGUUCCAAUGAUAAAUCGGAUUGAAUAUAACUAUUAUUAUCAGUGACAUGUGUUUUAAAACAUCAUUUUUAGAAAUGUCUAUGCAAUAUCUUUAUUGUUUUUUACAGUUACAUUAACGUGUUUCUUUUCAGUUUCAAAAAUGACAGACAAUUGUCUCAAUUCUCAUACCUUGAACACAUUUACGCUUGCUUUAUAUACUGACUUUAGAUUUUUGUGCGAUUUUAUGUAUUUAGCUUUUUUUUAUUACAUAUAUGUUUAUCCUUAUAAAUUAUUAUUACUGAAAUGUUCCACCUAGAUUGAUAAGCUGUUUAAAGGGAAAUAGUUUUUCCUUUCACAUGUGAAUAAAACAAACAAUUGUAAAGACAAUGUACAACUUACCAAUACAAGCCUAAAAUUCAAAGAGUUGCACUGCCUUCUUUCAUUAAAGAACAAUAUACAUUUGCCUUUUAUCAUUAUAUCGCAUUGAGUAUUGUCGCUAUCAUUUUCGUCACAAACAAUUCUAAGGCAUAAAUAGUCGAUUAAAUGUCAAUUGAUAUUAUAAAUAUUAUGAGUGUUGUCUAAAUGUCCGUUACAAAUACAGUACAUUAUAUAUAAAUCAUUAUAUUAUCUAUGUUCUUGUUUUAUGUUACAUAACAACAAGUCACUUAUCAUAUUUUUACUAUAAUUCCAUUUGAAUUAUCUAUACUUUAGAUAUGGAUCUAAAUUUCUAGGCGCGA